AGAAGGAAACAAGCAACAUGGCCAGAACCAAGCAGACCGCUCGUAAAUCUACCGGUGGCAAAGCCCCGAGGAAGCAGCUUGCCACAAAGGCAGCCCGUAAGAGUGCGCCAGCCACCGGUGGCGUGAAGAAGCCCCAUCGGUACAGGCCCGGCACCGUGGCUCUGAGAGAGAUCCGUCGCUACCAGAAGUCGACUGAGCUGCUUAUCCGCAAGCUCCCCUUCCAGCGUCUGGUCAGAGAAAUCGCCCAGGACUUCAAGACUGACUUGCGGUUCCAGAGCUCCGCUGUGAUGGCUCUGCAGGAGGCUAGCGAAGCCUACCUGGUCGGUCUCUUCGAGGACACCAACUUGUGCGCCAUCCACGCCAAGAGGGUUACCAUCAUGCCCAAGGACAUCCAACUGGCCCGCCGCAUUCGCGGAGAGCGCGCCUAAAUGUAGUUUGACUGCAACAUCCCCAAAGGCUCUUUUAAGAGCCACCUCAUUAUCUCUAUGAAAAGACCAGGCCUUCCGUUUCCUUGCAUGCUUGUAUCAUGUGUAAUACCAUGAUCAUAACCAUAUGACACUGCUGGCAACAGUGAGUAUGCCUGUCAAAGCAAUGCGAUUUGCAUCGAAUGCUCUAACAAUCGAUGACAUUAAGCAGCUCAAUUAGACUUUGCCCAGAACGACUGUUCCACUUUUCUAACGCACCAUCUGUGAGAAACGAUUACAUAUGCUAGGCCUGUAUCGAAUUUGGACUGUCCUUGCAUGCUUGUAGUAUGUAAAACGGCUGGCACCAGUGUUGUAGGCCUAUCCACACAACGAUUUGCAACAAAUGGCAGCUCAAUUUUAUCUGGUCCAGAACCAAUUCCUACAAAACAGAAAUGGUGCAGUAUGAAUUGAAUUUCCAAUAUGCUACUAUUAAAGUCUCACAAA
Molecule: messenger RNA, 908 nt
Organism: Osmerus eperlanus (European smelt)
Lineage: Eukaryota; Metazoa; Chordata; Actinopteri; Osmeriformes; Osmeridae
Product: histone H3
Exons: 1
Coding region: 18-428 (136 amino acids)
Cellular component (GO): nucleosome
Molecular function (GO): structural constituent of chromatin; DNA binding; protein heterodimerization activity
Source: RefSeq, a predicted model, not a curated record